Messenger RNA from Schizosaccharomyces cryophilus OY26, 891 nucleotides. RefSeq names its product ubiquitinated histone-like protein Uhp1. Bases 123 to 725 code for a protein of 200 amino acids. NCBI's taxonomy places the organism in Eukaryota, Fungi, Ascomycota, Schizosaccharomycetes, Schizosaccharomycetales, Schizosaccharomycetaceae. Gene Ontology annotation, molecular function: NAD(P)H dehydrogenase (quinone) activity; FMN binding. The transcript has a single exon. The record is from RefSeq and is a predicted model, not a curated record.
AAAAAAGGUUAUAAAUAGGUGUGAGUAUCCCCGUCCAGAAUUCAUCAUCAAUUGUAGUUGGCUUAUUCCAAACACUUACUAUUGUUGAUUUGUUAUUCUAAUUACUAGCAUUGCCCAUUAUCAUGAACAACACUGUUGCUAUUAUUUACUACUCUACUCACGGCCAUGUUGGCAAACUCGCAGAGGCUGAGAAAAAGGGUAUUGAAGCUGCUGGUGGUAAGGCAGACAUUUACCUACUCCCCGAGAUUUUGUCUGAUGAAGCUUUGAGCAAGAUGCAUGCCCCUAAGAAACCCAAUUACCCCGUUGCUACACCAGACACUUUGACUAAAUACGAUGCUUUCCUCUUUGGCUAUCCCACUCGCUAUGGUACCCCUUGCGCUCAAUUCCGUGCUUUCUGGGAUGGUACCGGUGGUCUUUGGGCUAAAGGUGCCUUGCAUGGAAAAUACUUUGGUCAGUUCUUCUCAACUGGUACUCAAGGAGGUGGUCAAGAAACCACUGGCUUCACUGCCUUGACUAGCUUUAUCCACCAUGGUAUGAUCUUUGUUCCUUUGGGUUACAAGAACACCUUUGCUAUUGCUUCUGAACUCGAUUCCCCCCAUGGCGGCUCUUCUUAUGGUGCUGGUACCUUUGCUGCCGCUGAUGGCAGUCGCUUUCCUUCUGAAAUAGAAUUGAAGGCUGCAACUAUUCAAGGUGAAACUUUCUACCGCACUGUUUUCCGUAUCUAAAACAGCUUUACAUUCCUGUUUCAGAGCAUACGAACGAAUUUAUGUUCUACGUCUACUUUUGUGAUUACCUGACUUAAAUAGUCCUAAAUCAAUAUUUGCAUUAUUAAUCUCUAAUCUUUCGAAACUAUAAAAGCUAUAGCUUUGAUUCCAACGUAGAUAAUCCAUG